Molecule: messenger RNA, 964 nt
Organism: Exophiala viscosa
Lineage: Eukaryota; Fungi; Ascomycota; Eurotiomycetes; Chaetothyriales; Herpotrichiellaceae
Exons: 1
Coding region: 171-692 (173 amino acids)
Cellular component (GO): membrane
Source: RefSeq, a predicted model, not a curated record
UCCUGGACAGGACUUGUGCUUUGUGAGUUGCUGACACCAGCCUCGACCUUUUCCACUUGAUGGCCAGCACAUCGUUGCCCCCAGGCUGAUCGAUUAUUCAUGUCACCUUGGUCGAUAGGUGCCUGUCAACUCCAAUCCCUUCAUCGCCCUACCUUGGGAUCUUGUUCACCAUGCGCGUUCCACUGUUCAAACGCCUUGUCAUCACAUGCUGCAACAUUCUUUUCCCGCCUUUGGCCGUCCUACUUCUCUGCGGCCCCAAUGAGGAUUUCGUCUUCAACUGUGUCAUGUUCUUGUUGGCGAUCAUCCCAAGCCACAUCCACGGCUUCUAUAUCUCGCUGACGUACUUCAACCGCAAACGGAAAGUGCGCAAGGGGGUGUAUCCGGGCAAACCGAAGCACUUAAUCUGGAGCGAGAGGGUCAACAAUGGAGGCGCGAGUUGGAAAGAAGUGGACCAAUUGAGACGCAUGCAGGAAGGCGACAGAGCCAGCAGGAGGAUCAGUCGAAGGACCACCGGUGUAUCGGGAGACCCCCAGAGAAGUGACAGUAGAAGGAAUAGGGUUGGGGACUGGGAUGAUGGUUACAAGGAAUACGACGUCAGUCCGCAGAUGACAAGGAUGACCACGAGAAGGAGUGCUAGAAGUGCAAGUCGGAGAAAUCAACGGCCAGAGAGAUACUUGGAGGAUGAGCACUAGUACAGGUGCGGCCAGAAGCACCAUUGCCCACAAACACAUACCUCGACAUCUCGCCCGUUGUCAAUUGUUGAAUGCAGACAAGACGGACCUGGGCGGCAGACCUGUUUCCAGGAAAAGUGGCACAGUCUGACCGCUGUAGCUGGUCAGGUUCAAGGGGUUGCCAUUCAUAUUGUCAUCGGGAAGUCCUUGACACACAACGAUAGAGUGUUAACCUUUGACGGCGAGGAGACCAUCGGUUCUGUCGUAUAGUCAUACCAAUAUGGAGGGAAGGC